GUCGCGGCUGCUCUUCCUGGUUCCCAGAGGCCCAGACUCGGACAGAGGAGCCGGCGCAAGCUCCGUGCGCAUGUGCGCUUCCUGCUCACGCAGCCAACAUGGCUCCAGUGGAGCACGUUGUGGCGGACGCUGGGGCUUUCCUGCGGGAUGCGGCUCUGCAGGACAUCGGGAAGAACAUUUACACUAUCCGGGAGGUGGUCACUGAGAUUCGGGACAAGGCCACACGCAGGCGGCUCGCUGUCCUGCCCUACGAGCUGCGGUUCAAGGAGCCCUUACCGGAAUACGUGCGGCUGGAUGGAAAUCUGUUGUUUACAGUGACUGAGUUUUCAAAGAAAACAGGAGACUACCCCAGCCUGUCUGCCACAGACAUCCAAGUGCUUGCGCUCACAUACCAGUUGGAAGCAGAGUUUGUUGGAGUGUCUCACCUAAAACAGGAACCACAGAAGGUUAAAGUGAGCUCAUCGAUUCAGCACCCAGAAACACCUCUGCACAUUUCUGGUUUCCAUCUGCCCUCCAAGCCUAAACCCCCACAAGAAACAGAGAAAGGUCACCCAGCUUGUGAGCCUGAGAACCUGGAAUUUAGUUCCUUCAUGUUCUGGAGAAACCCUCUGCCCAGCAUCGAUCAUGAACUGCAGGAGCUGCUGAUUGACAGAAGUGAGGAUGUUCCAAGUGAGGAGGAGGAGGAGGAAGAAAACGGGUCUGAAGACAGAAAAGAUGACAGCGAUGACGACGGGGGUGGCUGGAUAACCCCCAAUAACAUCAAGCAGAUCCAGCAGGAGCUGGAGCAAUGUGACGUCCCCAAGGACGUGCGGGUUGGCUGCGUGACCACAGACUUCGCCAUGCAGAAUGUUCUGCUGCAGAUGGGGUUGCACGUGCUGGCGGUGAACGGCAUGCUGAUUCGCGAGGCCCGGAGCUACAUCUUGCGCUGCCACGGCUGUUUCAAGACAACGUCUGACAUGAGCCGAGUGUUCUGUUCUCACUGUGGGAACAAGACCCUGAAGAAAGUGUCCGUGACCGUCAGUGACGACGGCGCCCUGCACAUGCACUUCUCCCGCAACCCCAAGGUGCUGAACCCCCGCGGCCUCCGGUACUCGCUUCCCACUCCCAAAGGGGGCAAAUACGCCGUCAACCCCCACCUCACCGAGGAUCAGCGCUUCCCUCAGCUGCGACUCUCCCGGAAGGCCAGGCAGAAAACCAACGUGUUCGCCCCUGACUACAUCGCCGGGGUGUCGCCCUUUGUGGAGAACGACAUCUCCAGCCGCUCAGCUACCCUGCAGGUCCGGGACGGCACCUUGGGAGCUGGGCGGAGACGCUUAAAUCCCAACGCUUCCAGAAAGAAGUUUGUGAAGAAAAGGUGAAGUGCGAGUUCCCACAGGCAAACUGGAUGGUGUUCUGGCCACUGUGGAGUUGCGGUGUCCCAUUUCCCCAGCCGUGUCAUCUCCAGGACCACCCGAUGGAAAUAACAGGUGGGCUUCGCGGUGCCGCUCUGCCCGGCCGUGCCCUGCUGGGUCUGCAGGGAACUGGGCUGUCCCAUGGCCUGUGAGCAUCUGGAGCACCUGGCUGCCUGCCAAGGAAAGGGAAUUGGAUAAAAACAAAGAACAGUGCCCUGGAGCCAGUCUUCAAGAAAGGAAUUUCCAAAGGAUAAUAUUUUUCUAGUAAAUGCGGCUGCAAGGUCCUGUGCAUUUUUAUUAAAUAGGCCAAAUUUUUGCUGCUUAGGUCGUCUCAAGGCUGACACUUGAGCUGUGUGCCCAGAGAUCAUGCAUUUAGAUUUAUCUUUUUGCCAGAAAAUACAACGUUAUAAUAAAACUAAGAACUACCA
Messenger RNA from Piliocolobus tephrosceles (Ugandan red Colobus), 1819 nucleotides. RefSeq names its product NIN1 (RPN12) binding protein 1 homolog (gene NOB1). Lineage: Eukaryota; Metazoa; Chordata; Mammalia; Primates; Cercopithecidae. Bases 99 to 1358 code for a protein of 419 amino acids. Gene Ontology annotation, biological process: maturation of SSU-rRNA; ribosomal small subunit biogenesis. Gene Ontology annotation, cellular component: preribosome, small subunit precursor. Gene Ontology annotation, molecular function: RNA endonuclease activity. The record is from RefSeq and is a predicted model, not a curated record. The transcript has 9 exons.